AAGUGGGGGGGCCAGACCGACAAGGAUCGUUCGACCUGUCGUAAUGCGUUUCCCGUCGUCCUGAUCUGCCUGGAUGAUGUUCAGUGAUGUUCGUAUAAAGACGCUGAUCCAUCCCACCAUCUGGAACACAAGUCAGUAUCCGACUAUCCCCUCUAUACCACCACUCACCCACUUACAGCUUGUACUUGGUAGCCUCUUUUUUGUCUCGCCGAGGCUGUACAACACUCCGACCCUUGUUUCACUAUUCAACCAAAACGACCACUCUCGUAGAUUCUAAUUGUACUUACCUAUUCCUUCGCACCAGGCGUGUGAAACAUCCCACACAUCAUGUCUUCAGACGAAACACCACAAACGAUCCCCAUCCCCGGACCCCCCGGGCUGCCCCUGGUGGGCAACUCUUUUGACAUUGACACCGAGUUCCCACUUGGGUCCAUGCUCAACUUUGCCGACCAGUAUGGCGAAAUCUUCCGUCUCAACUUCCCCGGCAGAAACACCGUCUUUGUGACUUCCCAAGCUCUCGUCCACGAGCUCUGUGAUGAAAAGCGAUUCCAAAAGACGGUCAAUUCCGCCCUCCACGAAAUCCGACACGGCAUCCACGAUGGCCUCUUCACCGCCCGCAACGACGAGCCCAACUGGGGCAUCGCCCACCGAAUCCUCAUGCCGGCCUUUGGCCCCAUGGCCAUCCAGAACAUGUUCCCCGAGAUGCACGAGAUUGCCAGCCAGCUCGCCCUCAAGUGGGCCCGCCACGGCCCCAACCAGUCCAUCAAGGUGACCGACGACUUCACCCGCCUGACCCUCGACACCAUCGCCCUGUGCUCCAUGGACUACCGCUUCAACUCGUACUACCACGACGACAUGCACCCCUUUAUCGACGCCAUGGCCAGCUUCCUCGUCGAGUCCGGCAACCGCUCGCGACGCCCGGCGCUUCCGGCCUUCAUGUACAGCAAGGUCGACCGCAAGUUCUACGACGACAUCCGGGUCCUCCGUGAAACCGCCGAGGGCGUCCUCAAGUCCAGAAAGGAGCACCCUUCCGAGCGCAAAGAUCUACUGACGGCCAUGUUGGACGGCGUCGACCCCAAGACGGGCGGGAAGCUCAGCGACGACAGCAUCAUCGACAACCUCAUCACCUUUUUGAUCGCGGGCCACGAAACCACGUCGGGUCUCCUGAGCUUCGCCUUUGUCCAGCUGCUCAAGAACCCCGAGACCUACCGCAAGGCCCAAAAGGAAGUCGACGACGUGUGCGGCAAGGGCCCCAUCAAGCUCGAGCACAUGAACAAGCUGCACUACAUCGCCGCCGUCCUGCGCGAGACCCUCCGUCUCUGCCCCACCAUUCCCGUGAUUGGCGUCGAGUCCAAGGAGGACACCGUCAUUGGCGGCAAGUACGAGGUUUCCAAGGGCCAGCCUUUUGCCCUGCUCUUCGCCAAGUCCCACGUCGACCCGGCCGUCUAUGGAGAUACCGCCAACGACUUUGACCCCGAGCGCAUGCUGGACGAGAACUUUGAGCGCUUGAACAAGGAGUUCCCCGACUGCUGGAAGCCGUUUGGCAACGGCAUGCGCGCCUGCAUCGGUCGUCCGUUUGCGUGGCAGGAGGCGUUGCUGGUCAUGGCGGUGUGCCUGCAAAACUUCAACUUUAUGCCUGAGGAUCCCAACUAUACGCUGCAGUACAAGCAGACCUUGACCACCAAGCCCAAGGGCUUCUACAUGCGCGCCAUGCUGCGCGACGGCAUGUCUGCUCUGGACCUGGAGCGCCGUCUGAAGGGUGAGCUUGUGGCUCCCAAGCCUACUGCCCAGGGACCCGUGUCGGGACAGCCCAAGAAGAGCGGAGAGGGCAAGCCUAUCAGCAUCUACUACGGCUCCAACACGGGCACUUGCGAGACCUUUGCUCAGCGCCUUGCUUCCGAUGCCGAGGCGCACGGGUUCACGGCGACGAUUAUCGACUCCUUGGAUGCGGCCAACCAGAACCUGCCCAAGGACAGGCCGGUGGUCUUCAUCACUGCCUCGUACGAGGGCCAACCCCCUGACAAUGCGGCUUUGUUCGUCGGCUGGCUCGAGAGCUUGACUGGUAACGAGCUCGAGGGUGUCCAGUACGCUGUCUUUGGCUGCGGUCAUCACGAUUGGGCGCAGACCUUCCAUCGCAUUCCCAAGCUGGUCGACAACACCGUGUCCGAGCGCGGCGGCGAUCGUAUCUGUUCGUUGGGUCUCGCCGACGCCGGCAAGGGCGAGAUGUUUACCGAGUUCGAGCAGUGGGAGGACGAGGUGUUCUGGCCUGCCAUGGAAGAAAAGUACGAAGUUAGCAGGAAGGAGGAUGACAACGAGGCUUUGCUUCAAUCUGGCCUUACCGUCAACUUUUCCAAGCCUCGCUCUUCUACCUUGAGGCAAGACGUCCAGGAAGCCGUGGUUGUCGACGCCAAGACCAUCACCGCCCCGGGUGCUCCUCCCAAGCGCCACAUCGAGGUCCAGCUCUCGUCCGACUCGGGCGCCUACCGCUCUGGCGAUUACCUUGCCGUUCUGCCCAUCAACCCGAAGGAGACGGUCAACCGCGUCAUGCGCCGCUUCCAACUGGCGUGGGACACCAACAUCACCAUCGAGGCGUCCCGGCAGACCACCAUUUUGCCCACCGGCGUGCCCAUGCCGGUUCACGACGUCCUGGGCGCCUACGUUGAGCUCUCCCAGCCGGCCACCAAGAAAAACAUCCUCGCUCUCGCCGAAGCCGCCGACAACGCCGAGACCAAGGCCACACUGCGCCAGUUGGCAGGACCCGAAUACACGGAAAAGAUCACCUCGCGCCGCGUCUCCAUCCUCGACCUGCUCGAGCAGUUCCCGUCCAUCCCGCUGCCCUUCUCCUCCUUCCUCUCUUUGCUGCCACCCAUGCGUGUGAGGCAGUACUCCAUCUCCUCGUCUCCGCUCUGGAACCCGUCGCACGUUACCCUGACCUACUCCCUUCUCGAAAGCCCUUCCUUGUCGAACCCCGACAAGAAACACGUCGGCGUGGCGACCAGUUACUUGGCCAGCUUGGAGGCAGGCGACAAGUUGAAUGUGUCUAUCCGCCCUUCGCACAAGGCCUUCCACCUGCCGGUAGACGCCGACAAGACUCCCCUGAUCAUGAUUGCUGCUGGUUCUGGCCUGGCGCCGUUUAGAGGCUUCGUGCAGGAACGCGCGGCGCAGAUUGCUGCAGGUCGGAGUCUGGCGCCCGCCAUGCUGUUCUACGGGUGUCGCCAUCCGGAGCAGGACGACUUGUACCGUGACGAGUUCGACAAGUGGGAAUCCAUCGGCGCCGUGUCGGUCCGGAGGGCAUUCAGUCGGUGCCCGGAGAGCCAAGAGACCAAGGGGUGCAAGUACGUUGGCGAUCGGCUGUGGGAGGAUCGCGAGGAAGUGACGGGAUUGUGGGACCGGGGGGCCAAGGUCUAUGUCUGUGGAAGCAGGGAGGUCGGGGAGAGUGUGAAGAAGGUGGUGGUCAGGAUUGCGUUGGAGAGGCAGAAGAUGAUUGUCGAGGCGAGGGAGAAGGGUGAGCUUGACAGUUUGCCGGAGGGGAUUGUGGAGGGACUGAAGCUGAAGGGUUUGACGGUGGAGGAUGUCGAGGUCAGUGAGGAGAGGGCGUUGAAGUGGUUUGAGGGGAUCAGGAAUGAGAGGUAUGCCACUGAUGUGUUUGACUGAGGGGUGGUUGACUGGUAAUGGAGGAUGAUUUCCUUGGAAAGCAGGCAUUGGAUAGAAUUGAAUUUACUUGUUCUUCAUUGGUCG
This is a messenger RNA of Neurospora crassa OR74A, 3738 nucleotides long. Its product is annotated as bifunctional P-450:NADPH-P450 reductase. The transcript is spliced from 3 exons. NCBI's taxonomy places the organism in Eukaryota, Fungi, Ascomycota, Sordariomycetes, Sordariales, Sordariaceae. Gene Ontology annotation, cellular component: cytosol. The record is from RefSeq and is a predicted model, not a curated record. The coding region runs from base 328 to 3654 and encodes 1108 amino acids. Gene Ontology annotation, molecular function: NADPH-hemoprotein reductase activity; heme binding; FMN binding.